Messenger RNA from Cinara cedri, 6148 nucleotides. The record is from the annotation of a GenBank genome assembly. Lineage: Eukaryota; Metazoa; Arthropoda; Insecta; Hemiptera; Aphididae.
AUAGUUUAUUCCAUGAUGGAAUUCACGACUGUCACUGCUGUCGAAAGAACUGGUACACACGUAACCUCAAAAUCUCACCGAAAACAAAUAGUUCUUUUCUAGCGUUCAUUGCCUGCCUCGUGUAAGGAUCACGUAGUUUUUGUGGUAAGUAAUUUAAUAUUCUCAGUUUAACAACGAAUUAUUAUUUUUAUUUAACAAUUUGUAUAUAUCGCUUACGUUCAAGUCAAUUUAUUGCGAAUGAAAUUUUUGAAAACUAAAUUUUUAAAGGUACUGUUACUCGAUGCUCGUAUCGUUAACGUGCCACGAAUGUUUCUCCUUUUUCUUUUUUAAUUUCUAAAUUUUCUUUGGCCGAAUUAAUGAUACAGUACUAAAUUGCUCUAGAAAUCAAUAAAUAUCAAAGUUUUGAUAUAUUUUUCUUUGUUAUCGGUUCUCAACACUCCAUACGAACAUUGUUAACAUUGUCUUCUUUAUGAUUUCAGCAAAAAACGGCACAAUGGGUAAAAUUAUGAAAUCUGGUAAAAUCGUGCUCGUGCUAUCUGGUAGAUAUGCCGGCAGAAAAGCUGUUAUAAUGAAGACCUACGAUGAAGGUACAUCGGAAAGACAGUAUGGCCAUGCAUUAGUGGCUGGUAUAGAUCGUUAUCCUCGGAAAGUUACUAAACGCAUGUCACAGGAAAAAUUGAAAAAGCGAUCCAAAAUCAAACCUUUCCUGAAAGUAAGAAUAUAUAAUAUUAUGUUAUACAAAUUUAUUUGUUAUUUAGGUUAUUUAUUGAUCAAAAGUUAAAACUAGUUAGGACAGCAACAAGUUUUGUUGUUGUCAUUGAGAAUAACACAUUUUCAACUGUUAAUAUGUACCUGUGAAAUAAGUUCAAUUUUAAUUUACUUUAAGCAAUAUUUAUAGGUAUGGUGAUAGUUAUUUCUUAUAAUCCGAUAGGUUUUUGAGUACAAUUUGUUUUUGCUUCUUGUGUACCUACAUGGCAUUAAUAUAUUGUUUUACCAUCAACUUAUUAGAUCUAUCAAGUUUAAAUGUAUAUUAAUUUAAUUAGGUAAUAUCUUUACAAUUCCACUAUAAUUAAAUUAAAUUUAAUGGAAUUGGGUUUAUAUUUGGGCAACAAUUUGUGUGUGUGUGUGUGUGUAAUUUAAAUUAUCACUUAAUAUCUAUUUUAAAAUAUAUAAUCCUUAAUUAUAUACAAAUAAUAUUUCCAAGAAGUACUUACUUAAAACAUUAAUUAAAAUUUGUUUGAUGUUUUGUUAUGAUGAGUGUACUUUUUGCUGUGCCUAGUAAAAUUAUUACCUGGUACCUAAAGGUACGGUUUCUAAGGCGUGACACUCGCCAUCCAAUUUUUAGUAUGUAAUUUCUGUUGACUGGUUUCCAAGUGCAUCACCUUUUUCUCUCUGUUCAGAUUGUGUUAUGAUUAAUAAAUCAUCGUCCUUUCUUGCUCUUCCUCAAGAUGAAGCCACAUUAUUUUAUUGUUAAUAAUUGUAUUUAUACUCAUAGUAAGUAUAAAAUUUAACUUGAAAACACUAGCCCUCACUGCACGAAAACUACAAUGAUACUAAAUACAGAUACAGUAUUUGACCUUUUUUUUCUACGUCACCGAAAACUGGUCUCGGCGACCAGUCGCACCUAGAAAACCGUACCUUAAAAUAUAUAAAUAAGCAUUUUAUUGGUAUAUUUAAUGGAAAUCGCUAUUAAUAUCUGAUCAACUUUUAACAGUGGUUGGAAGUAAUGUGUUGUUUGUAGCAACGCUCCUCUAGCCUGCUACCUUUUUUAUAGCAAUAUUGGUACCAUACAGCUUUAUUUUGGUAUAUAUCGCAAUAACACGUCAUAUUUCAAAAAAAAAUAGCACACAAUUCGUUUUUCUAAGUGCUAUGUUUACUAAAAUAAAAUUUUGAAUUUAAUUAAAUAUUAUGUCAUUUUUAUUUUAAUCUAUAGUAAAAUGUUUAACUACAGUUUCUUUUUCUCUUAACAAAAACAUAAAAUGUAAAUAAAUUGUUAUCUUUAAAGAUUAAUAUUUAGGGUACAUUUUAUAAGAUAGACAAUAAAUAUAAAGUUUCUUUUUAUUGUUUCAAGAGAAUAGUGAGCUAAAUAAAAUAAAAAUCUAAUUUUAUAACACCCUGCAGGGUUAUGAUUGUAGGGAACUUUUUUUUUUUUUAUGAAAUGUAGCAAUAAGCAUUGGCAGAAAUUGGAGGGAGGUUGUGGGAGUCUAUAAAUUGUAUAUAUCAUUUAAACAGAGAUAUUAGUCCCCUCCAAUUAAUUAGUAAUUUGAGGAAGACUAAUUUCUUUAUUUUGAGCAAGCAUAGACCCCCUUAAACCUUACCAGAUUUUCCGCCAUUGAUGAUAAUGGUUAGUUUGAGAUGCGCUUGAAUUCUUAAAAUGAUGACUUUAUAAAGACAAGCAUAUGGCUGACAUAUGUAAUGGAGAUAAAUAUUAACAUCUGAUUAGAAUUUAGCAUUGGCAAAAAAAAAUGUUACACUUUUGAUAUCUAAAAUUUAAUUUGAUACUUCACCAAACUAAUUCAAUUUGCCUAAAAUGUCUAGAUAUAUUUGACUUAAUUUUUAAUGAUGACUUAAUAUAGACAAGCAUAUGACUGACAUAUGUAAUGGAGAUAAUUUUUAAUAUCUGAUUUAAAUUAUAUAAAAAUCAUAUAAAAAAAAAAACUUGAUGUUUUGUUAUCUAAAAUUUAAUUUGAUACUUUACCAAACUAAUUCAACUUGCCUAAAAUGUCUCGAUAUAUUUUACUUAAUUCUUAAUGAUGACUUAAUAUAGACAAGCAUAUGACUGACAUGUGUAAUGGAGAUAACUAUUAAUAUCUGAUUAGAGUUUAACAAAAUAUAUGUUUAUACUAAAAAUGAUAAAAAGUUGUAUAUUUUUAAAAUGUAAGUUAAUUAUUUACCAAACUAAUUUAACUCUGCUAAAUAUAAAUUAUGCAUGUUGGACUAAAUUCUUUAUGAUGACUAUUUAGACAAGCAUAUAACUGACAUAAUAUGUAAUGGAGAUAUCUAGUAAUAUCUGAUUAGAAUAUAACAUUUAAGAAAAAUAAUUAUAGGUAAUAAAAAUCAUUUGAAGUUUAUUAAUUUAAAAUAUACUAAAUGUGACCAAUGUAUCAUAAUUAAAAUUAUAAGUAUGUUAACUUAUUUUAUUAUUUAUUACAAGCUGUUGGUCAAAGCUUCAUCGGGUAGGAUACAGUAGUAUGUAAAAUACAGAAUGUAAUUUUAUAUUUGUUAAUUAAAUUCUUAAUGAUGACUUUAUAGACAAGCAUAUGACUGACACGUCUAGUGAAGAUAACUACUGAUAUCUGAUUAGAAUUUAUCAUACAUUAUGUAUUUUUUUUUUUGUAUUAAUAGAUGUUAUUAGCCACUAAUUAAGUUAUAUAUUUAACUAAAUUCCUAAUGAUGACUUUAUAUAGACAAGCAUAUGACUGACAUAUGUAAUGGAGAUAACUAUUAAUAUCUGAUUAGAGUUUAACAAAAUAUAUGUUUAUACUAAAAAUGGUAAAAAGUUAUAUAUAUUUUUAAAAUGUAAGUUAAUUAUUUACCAAACUAAUUUAACUCUGCUAAAUAUAAAUUAUGCAUGUUGGACUAAAUUCUUUAUGAUGACUAUUUAGACAAGCAUAUGACUGACAUAUGCAAUGGAGAUAAUAUUGAAAUCUGAUUAGAAUUUAAUACUUCAAAAAUGGACAACACAUUUUGCACAAUGUGAAACUAAAAAUUACCUCCCUAAAGUACCAACUUGAUAAAAUUCAGAAAAGGUGCUACACUUAAUACAUUAAAACAAAAUUUCUGGUAGAAAAGUUGCCCGCCUUCGUUCCGUGUCGAAGGAUCGAAAGAAAAAAAAAAUAGUAAAACCAAAAUGUAUAAUAUUAAACAUUGUAAAACGUUUUAUAUUUAUAAUUUAAUUAAACUAUAUUGUACCAAACAAUUCAACUUAUCUAAAAUUCUAUAUGUGCAUAAUGUGACUAUAUCCUGGUGAUCCAUAAUGGUGAUCUUAUACAAGCAUAUGGUCUGAAAAUCUGUUUGAAAUAAUUAUUUAUUUCUGAUUAGUAUUUAAUAGUGAAUUUUGAUGUGUAUAAUUUAUUAUAGAAUAUUUUUAUACUAAAAGUAAAUUUGAAAUAUUAUAAAGUGGAUUGGUUUUCUCUAUCGUAUUUUCCGAUAAACAAUAUUUUCAUUACACAAAAUGUUUAUUUACUGUUUUCUGUUAUAGGUGCUCAAUUAUAAUCACCUCAUGCCAACUAGAUAUUCUGUACAAGAUGUAACAGUAGACAAGGUUUCACCUAAAGAUUUAAAAGAUCCAAUGAUUAAAAAGAAAUACCGUUUCCAAACCCGGGUUAAAUUUGAAGAAAAGUAAGAUUAUUUUUAUUUAUUAUUAAACCUAGUAAAAGAUAUUUUAUAUUAAAUUUAAAUCAAGUUAUAUAUUCCAAACAACAUAUUUUUGUAUGUUGUAUAACUUUUAUAUUUUAAAUAUUUCAUUUAUAUGAUAUACAGGGUAACUCAUUUAAUAAAAAAAAAUACUCAUUACUUCAAAAUUCAAGUAGCUCUCUAAGAUGUUACAUUACCAUUAUUUUUUGGAGUGAAAUGACUACCUACAUUUUUUAUCAAAAGGCAAUCGUAAGAAAAAAAAAGUUACCUAAAUAGAUAGAACAUUAAUUUAAACUUUAAAUAAAUGUUAUUGUUGAGAAUUUUGAUAUCUGUCAACCCUCUAACGAGAUAAUUACUUAAAUUUGGGUAGAGGAAGAAGUGGCGCUAUUAAAACACUAUGCUGCCACACAGCUAAUGCUCAACUACUUUCUCCUUACCCAAACUUAAAAAUUGAAUAUUUUGUCAACAGGUUGACAAAAAUGAAAAUACCCGGCAUUUAUUUAAACUAAUAGUAUUUAUGAAACUUUUAAUAUUGGCAACCAUUUGUAAUUAAAAAGUAGGAUGUUUCACUGCAAAUAUAAUGGUAAUGUAAAAUUUUAGAGCUUUUGGUUCCUUGAAAUGUCAAAAAAAAUUGAAAUAUUGUAAUAUAUAAAUUACAUAUUAUAUAUAAAAGACAGUGUGUUAGCGUAUCAAAGUAGCGCUAAUGUUUUGGCUAUGAAUUUAAAUUUCAUUUUUGGGAAGUGAUGGGGUACUGAAAUACAUGUUAAAUUUCAGUUUUUUCUGCAAAAUAUAAAUUACUUUUUAAUAGUAGCACUAAUUUUUGACACUAGAUUUGAAGUUUUAAAAAAAAAAAAAAAAAUAUAAGGAACUCAUUUUUAUCCUAAAAAUAACUUGAGAUAUAGGAUCUAUCUAAAAUUUGUUAAACAUAUAUUUUUUCAAAAAAAUUAACUUAUUCCAUUACCUAUGUGUUAUAUAUAUUAUUAUGUGUGUUGUCUAUUUUAUAUUGCCAAAUAAUUUUUUUCCCAUAAUAGUAGUCAUUCCUUUACUUUUGAAAUAAUUAAUUUUACAUUUGUUGACAAAUCAUAAUUUUUUAACCUCCUGAAAAUAGAAUUCAAUUCCUAAGUCAUCCAGCUAAAUUAUUUAGUGUUACUUGAAAACGUAAUCACACUGUAUAUCUUGAGGCUAAAUAAUUUUCAUAAAUUUUAAAUAUAUUCUCUUUAAAUCACUAUAUCAAUUGAACAAUUUGGCUUUAAUGUUACUCCAUGGCACCUAGGAAUCAUUACAAUAACUAAUCAAUAUUAUUUUUACUGAAUACAUGUUCUGGACAUUUUGCUUUUUGCUUCAAAUUGUAAUAUAUUAUAUGCAAUGUGUUACCAGCACAAUAACCUUAUUUAAAUUGUUUAAAAUAAUAUGCAUUUAUUCUCUGAAUAAAAUUCACAUGUAAAAUUUUGAUCGAAAUCCAUUUAAUUAGAUUUUCUCUUGCACAAGAUGAAUAUAAAAUUAAUUAUAACUUCAACAAUUAAACCGCUUAAAAUGCAAAUGUUGAUUAUAUAUAUUCACAUCUAAUAAAUAUCACAACCAUAAUAUUAACUCACCAUUUAAAAAUUGUAAAUCCUAUUGUACAUACAAAUUUAUGAGUUUAACACUAUUUAAAUUUAACUAAUUGUCAAUAUUUUUGUUUUUAGGUUCAAAUCUGGUAAAAACAAAUGGUUUUUCCAAAAGCUAAGGUUCUAGUUAACAUUAUGUAAGAUUUAUCUUUUUAUUGGAUAAUUAAAAAAAAAAAAAAAAGAAA